AUGGUCUUGACACUUCCUCCUAUGGUACGUAAGGCGCACUCCAAGUUCCUCUUCUUGAACAUGAUUGCAUAUGAAAUGGCUCCUAACACAGAUACUGACCUUGAGGUUAACAGUUACAUUUAUUUCCUGAAUUUACUCAAUAGUGGAGCCGACGACGUUAUUGAGCUGCGAUCUCAUAACAUAAUUUCUAACUCCCGUGAUUCCAAUGAGGGAGUUGCAAAAUUCUUCAACACUAUGACUUCUGCUGUCUCACAAGCCAAUUUUUUUAUCCUUGAUGACGUUUGUAAUCGAAUUGAAGAGCACUUCACUAGCAAGGCAAAAACUUGGAUGGCUCAAGUCCUGCAUGAUCAUUUCAGUUCUCCGUGGACUACUGUGGCUUUUUUAGCCGAAAUGUUUCUUUUUAUCUUAACCUUCACCCAAACCUACUUCCAAGUUUUCCUCGCUCUACAAACCAAAAGUAAACAGGAGUUUCAGAUGAGUCUCAUUGCCUCUUCUACAUUAUUAUGUCGAAACAAAUAA
Molecule: messenger RNA, 519 nt
Organism: Ilex paraguariensis (yerba mate)
Lineage: Eukaryota; Viridiplantae; Streptophyta; Magnoliopsida; Aquifoliales; Aquifoliaceae
Source: the annotation of a GenBank genome assembly